Molecule: messenger RNA, 1446 nt
Organism: Akanthomyces muscarius
Lineage: Eukaryota; Fungi; Ascomycota; Sordariomycetes; Hypocreales; Cordycipitaceae
Exons: 5
Coding region: 1-1446 (481 amino acids)
Source: RefSeq, a predicted model, not a curated record
AUGGACGCUACUUCUGAAGCAACAAAGGAUUUCUUCUCCGCCGAUCAGUUUGAGCAUUAUAUGCAAGAGUGGUCGAAGCAAAAUGAGGACAGGGAGGCCGUGUACUGUAGAUUACUUCAAAGCUUGAAGAAUGCGAUUAAGGAAAUUGAUCAUCUCAGGAUGAACCUCGAAUCCGAGAUUACAUCUAGACGUCAAUAUCAAAUGCAAAAUUAUGAUCUUGAAGCUAGAAACAAGGAUUAUGAUAGGCAGGCGUCCAGCAAUCCGUACGUCAUUGUACUUGUCGAUGGUGACGGAGCCAAGUUCGAGGAUAGUCUCAUACGAGAUGCCGAGUCAGGUGGAUCGAAAGCAGCAAAUGCACUUAAAAAGCAAGUCGACAGGCAUUUGAGGGGAACGUCACUCGAACAUGGUGUGGAUGUCUUUGCCCGUGUUUACGCAAACUUUCAUGGCCUCGGCAAGGUCCUGCGCCAGUCAGGACUGAUCCGCUACAUCGACGAUUUACAAAAAUUUGCUAGGGGGUUUACAAAUACUAGGCCUGGUUUUGACGUUGUCGACGUCGACUAUGGUAAAGAAAAUGCUGACUCUAAGAUAAGACAUCUAUUGAAAUGGCAUUACAUGGACAGUCGUUGCAAAAAGAUUUUCCUGGUCGUUUGCCAUGAUGCUGGCUACGUUCACGAUCUGCGCCCACUUCUCGACGAGAACAGCGAUCGCAUUGUUCUCGUCGAAACAACGCCAGCGGAGCCGGCGUUCGAAAGUUUGGGUCUUUCUGUAACGCAAUUUGAAGACGUCUUUCGCGAUGCACCACUGGAGCCUGGGGCAGGUCUUCAUACACCGUCGUCACCCGUGCAAAAAGCACCAAAUCAACUUGCCGGGGCAACACCUUCUCAAAGAUCGGCCGUGGCCGGCGCCCAGCCCGAGCGUCAUGGCAGCGUCGAACAGCGAUCCGGUAGCUACGCGAAGGUCUGUGGCGACAACAGACACCAAAACAUUGUACUUAGCAAAGGCAACAAACGAAGGCCCCUGGUGAUUAAUUUGAACGAAGACGGCAAUCGCAUUGAUGCAUCAAUUCAGAAUGCGUUCAACGCCGAGACGAGGGCAACAUACCGUCAGAAAUUGGCAAAGGCCAAGAAAGGUGCAUUUUGCAAUAGGCACUACCUGCAAAACGGAUGCGAGUGGGGGCCCAAUUGCAUCAUGGAACAUGCCAUGGAGCUCACUCUCGAGGAAUUGGAUUUUCACCGCUUCAAGGCGCGCACUGGGCCGUGCCCGUAUGGGCCGACCUGCACUGACAUGCAUUGCUCGCGUGGCCAUCAUUGCCCACUGGAUCCAUCUUGCGAGCGGCGCGAUUGUCAAUUUCGUCGCUCCGGAUUUGGCGACUUGCAUCUUAGCCGGGAAAAAAUGAAAGCAGUAAAACGCAUGGUUGAGGGUGCGUCCUUCCCAGAGCAAAUUUGA